AUGGCAAGACAGCAGCCUUCGAAGGCUCAUCUCUUCGCCGUCGCAGAGUCUCUAAGCCAUGAUGGACGACGACUACCUCUCCCUGACAGCAUCUGGCUGUCGCGUGCAGUCGCUAUGGCUCAGACUUUUGCAAUUCCGUUUGCGUUUUAUUUCAAAUCGGUUGUGGUUUUUAUUGCUAUGUCGUGGCUGUUCUACCGAGCAUACCAGGUCCUCAACAAGCCGCUUGAAGAACUCGCCGGCCUACUUGGUUUCGAUAUCCCGUCUUGCCCGAUUAUCGACUUGGCUGCGAUCAAAGCAGAUGGAGCGAUUGUGCACUGGAAUCUGGCGGAGAAGCAGAAGCAUAAGAGCACGCAUAGGUUUGAGGUUCACCUGAACGGGAACCUGAUCGAUACGCUGUCUAUCCAUGAGUCGGCUGCGACCAUCACUGGGCUUCAGCCGGGAUGCUUCUAUGUGGUGAGGGUGUCACUGGUCAACAACAUGGAGUUCAGCUCCAAGAGCGCUCCCAUUCGUUUCCGCACGAAGCACGCUACCACGGGCGACUUCUUCGUUGCUGCGGCAGACGGGAACGAUCCAGAUACCGACGGCGCUCAGGAACCUGUACCGAGAGUAAGAGCAUAUCGUGGGCUAAAGGAUAUAACAUCUCCCCCAGCCGACGCUGUGCCAAUGACUCGAGAAGGAAGCACUGGUCUUCUGCCCAAGCGGAGUGUGGCCGGACGUCGUGCCUCGCCAAGUGCGCUCGAUCUAGAGAGGCACAACUCCACGAUUGACGAAAGCGAUGCGGCGGAAGGCGCAGAGACGAUUACCCAGCUGACGGAGAAAUUGGAUGCCAUUCGGCGGGAGACGGAGGAGAUAGAAAAGCAAGCGAAAGAGGAGGAAGAGGAGGAAACGCAGCAAAAAGAGGAACUCAUCAAGGAGCGGGACGAGUUGAAAGCAGAAGCCACGGAGAAGGAGAGAGUGAGCAGAAACUUGAAGAAAGAGCUUAAAACGCUCGAAGGCCAGAACACCCACGCACAAAACGAACGCACGAAGCACGAACGGAUCUUGGCACAGAAGAAGCAAGAGCGUGAGAAGCUCAAAGAGGACAUGAUCCGAUGGGCGGAGGAGGCGGAGAAGCUGAAAGAGAAGCUGAGACAGGCUCGUCAGGAAAAGGACAAUUGCAUCACGAUCGCGGAGGGCGAGAAGGAAGCUUUGCGCAUGCAGCAGGCGGAUGAGGUGGCUGCCAUCAAGGCUCUGGACGAUGAGGUCAAGGAGAAGAGCACAGAGAUCAAGAAGCUGGAGCGCUCAAUGAAGAACUACUCUCCCAGUGGCGCUGAGCCUGAGCCAAAUCUCGUGCAGCAGCUUCAACAUGAUGCAGAGGAGAGGCGGGAAUGGGAGUUGCAUUUCAAGAGCCUUCAGCAACAGUAUGCGCUAGCCGCGCAGAAUCUGGACAAGACGAGACGCAUUCAUGCCGAGCAGCAAGCGUAUCUAGAAUCUCUGCGAGCUCGACGACGGCAGGAAGAGAGUCAGCAUUUCGCCUCUCCGCCUACGACGGAACGCCCUCUACGACGUGGAGAUAGCCAACGAAGUCGACGAGCUCAAAGUGGACCCAGUUCUUCGGACAGCCCCCGGGUGUCUGCAUUCGCUUUGACCUCUGCACCUUUCGCCUCUGGGGCCACAAGCACUGCGCCAAUGUUCCCGGGCAAUCAGCAUAUCAACUUCUACAACGGCAUGACGAUCAAUCGCCCGACGGAUGAGCUGGCAAUGUCAGCCGAAGACCGAGAUGCUUUGACCGCUGGUGCUCCCAUGAGUCCGAACGCUGCUGCCGAACUGCUUCCUACAGAUCUUUUCGGUGAUGGCGACUUCAUCAAGCCCUUACCGGGGUUGGGAGCACUCCCGGGCAUGCCAAACCUCGCCGCGCCGGCCGCGAGACUCGACGAUUCAGGCGGCCUUGUUCCUGCGUCGCCAGUCUCUGGUGACAGCAGUAGCAGAUCUGCGAGUGUCUUUGCUAGUCCACAAGUCAGCCAGCCCAAUCUGCCGCUAGGAUCUCCUGAAGCUGCGUUUGUAGAAACUGAUGGACGUUCCAUACGCUCCGUGCGAUCCAAUCGCGCUCCUAGUGGUGGCGCGGCUAGCAGUCGUUUUAGCGGCAUGUUUGGGAUACAGCGAAGGGCCAAGACAGCGUCUGCUGACGAGGGGCCUGCUCUCAGCAAGGCCAAUUCAAUGCCACGGCAGGAUGGUGGCAUCCCUGGACUGGACUCUGCGUCGCGUAAACGGAACAGUAGUAUUUCCGGCUCAAUGCUCAGUGGCACUCUAGGUGAUGCUUUCGACCCUCCUCCUCCAAUGCCUGCUGCGUCCAGACUGAGUAGAUUCAACCCUUUCGCAAGCAGGGCACCAGCACAAUCGACUGGGGCUUGGCCUACUAGCUUUGGUGGAUUUCGUCGUCGCCCUGGAUCUCCUCGUCCGGGCUCAACUCAUUCAAACGAGCUGCCACGGCCUUCGUUCGACAGCACACGAUGGGGUGCAGACGCUUGGCCUUCGGCUGAUGCGGCUAGUGGUGCACGAAGUAGCCCUCUUGCGUUUGGUGCUGGCUGGAAUGCUCCCUCAUCACAGCAGUCUCGAAUGCUUGGAUCGCGACAUCCUUCUCGACGUCCAUCUGCGCAGCAUGGCGGCAGUGGGCCUCCAGACAACAUCAUGGAAGAUGAAGGGUCCGAACCUGAUUCUGACUCUGAUAUUUUGGACUCAUCCAAGGCGGCAAAGCUCGGUCCCAUCGGAACAAAACCACCUCCAGGCUCCAAGAAAGCCGAAAAGGCCCCUGCCAACGAUGCUCCCAAGUUGAACCCUGCAGCCAAGGACUUCAAGAGUUUCUUUUCAGGAAUGUCGUUGACCAAGAGCAAGACCAGGGACAAGGACAAUGCAUCGACUGUCGCUUCGUCAGCUUCUGGCACGCCCAAUCUGCCCCAGCAAGAGGACCAUGAAGACAUGUCUCCUCCAAAUUCUCGGAAGAGCAAAGACACUCGCGAUACACGAAGCAUGACGACGACUGAAUCCUCAAUCGCCGAGUCUGGUCGCAACUCUCAAGAGUACCUCGCGCGAACACCAUCAUACACCAAUUCAGACGCCGCAGCCCCAUCGCCACUUUUGUCCGGAACCUCAGCAGGCAAGGAAUCAUUCAUGCAGAAGCUCUCCCGCAAGUCAAGUUCCAGCAAGUUCACACUCCCUACCUUCAAACGCGAGAAGUCCCGACUCGACACCAAUGUCGCACCGAGCCCUGCGCCUGCUGAGGAAGACGAGCAUGAGAAUGAAGGUUCACUCAGCGCGAGUGUCUCUUCUGAGAAAUUCGCUCCUGGACGUGAGAGUAGGGAGCACGCGCGUGGUAGUGGCAGGAAUUGGAGCAAUGUCCUCAAGCUUGGAAUUGGGAAAAGGGGGAAUGAGACGCCGAGUUUGAGCGGUAUGAGUAUGACUAGUGCUGGUGCUGAUGGUACUGAUGAUGAGGCUGGUGGUCAUGGUGGUGGUAGGGAUGAGUAGGCGCUCGUCGUUGUAGACGGGGUUAUCUUGGAACAUCAUCAUUAUUAUUAUUAGGAGAAGUGACUGCUUUCCGAGCA
This is a messenger RNA of Pseudocercospora fijiensis CIRAD86, 3578 nucleotides long. RefSeq lists its product as uncharacterized. The record is from RefSeq and is a predicted model, not a curated record. The coding region runs from base 1 to 3501 and encodes 1166 amino acids. NCBI's taxonomy places the organism in Eukaryota, Fungi, Ascomycota, Dothideomycetes, Mycosphaerellales, Mycosphaerellaceae. Gene Ontology annotation, molecular function: protein binding. The transcript has a single exon.